This is a messenger RNA of Amphimedon queenslandica, 1556 nucleotides long. RefSeq names its product protein ADP-ribosylarginine hydrolase-like. Lineage: Eukaryota; Metazoa; Porifera; Demospongiae; Haplosclerida; Niphatidae. The transcript has a single exon. The coding region runs from base 95 to 1453 and encodes 452 amino acids. The record is from RefSeq and is a predicted model, not a curated record.
GUGGCUGGUAAAGUGACUGGACAAACAUUUUCAGAACAGUACAAAAGGAGGUCGAAAGAAGUGACAUUUUAGAAAUAUCUACUGGAAGUCUGGAAUGGAAGACAGCACAGAGAAAGAGCAACCCAAAGAAGAGGGAACCUUGACUGAUGAUGACAAAAAAUUGCUAGAUAAAACGACUGAGAAUACAUCAGAAGAAUCUAAAGAAGCCCCUACACCUGCUAGUUCUGAGACGAACCCUGAAACUAGCUCUGAUGGGGCUACUGCUAAAACUAAAAGUAAUGAUGGUACAACUGAAGAAGGACAGCAAUCCCCUUUACCUGUAGCUGAUGAUGGUGAUCCAAAAUCCAAAGAGACGCUUAGCAGCGAUCAAGGACAACCUCCUAUUGAUUCUAAAAUCAAAUUCAAAGCCUGCAUGCUGCUAGCUGGUGUAGGAGAUGCACUAGGAUACAAGAACGGAGCAUAUGAGUUUUGUCGCAAUGGCCCAGCUAUUAACAGGGAAGUUGACGAAGAGCUGGGUGGUGUGAAAAACAUUAAAGUUAAUACAAAGAACUGGAUGGUAAGUGAUGAUACUGUGAUGCACAUUGCUACAGCUGAAGCUCUUGUAUCUAAAUGGGCAGACGAUGAGGCACUAUACACCACUCUUGCUACUAAAUACAUUAAAUGCAUGAAAGAUAUGAGUGGACGUGCUCCUGGUAAUACCUGCCGUGCUGCAACUUCAAUGCUUCGUCCUCACAUACGUAAAGGCUACGUUAUUCCAUUUAAUUCACGAGGCGGUGGCUGUGGUGCAGCUAUGAGAGCAGUCCCCAUUGGUUUAUUGUACAACCGCCCUGAUCAACUCAAUGACCUGGUAGCUAUAUCAAUUGAGAGUGGGCGAAUGACACACAACCAUCCAACUGGUUAUCUUGGAGCUCUGGCUGUAGCUCUCUUUGUAUCAUAUGCCUAUCAAGGAAAACCAUUGAAGGAAUGGGGUGUUGGUCUCUUACAGACACUGGAAGUUGCUUGGAAGUACAUUGAGGACUCGGGCAAUGAUGUCAAAGACAACCAAGACCACUGGUCUUAUUUUAAGGAGUCCUGGGAGAAAUACGUUGAUAUACGUGGGAUUCGUGAUGGCAAAUCAGACCCUGUUUUCCCUACUCCAUUUGGACCUCAGGAACGUGAUCGUUUCUAUUCAAGUAUCUCGUUCUCUGGCUGGGGAGGAUCAAGCGGACAUGAUGCUCCAAUGAUAGCUUAUGAUGCUCUAUUAGGCUGUGGUAACUCAUGGAAGGAGCUGUGCAGUAGGGCCAUGUUCCAUGGUGGAGACAGUGACAGUACUGGGAUUAUUGCUGCAGCAUGCUGGGGAGCUAUGAGAGGAUUUGAAGAUGUCCCUGAGUGCAACUACAAGAACCUUGAGUAUAGAGAUAGACUUGAGAAACUUAGCAAGCAAUUGCUUGAGAAAUAUACUAGCAAAGACUAGAAAACUUUCAUUAUUAAUAAUUAUUAUUCCUAUAUUUGUGGUAGCUGUCACACAUGUAAAUUUUUUGUUGGCUGUUCUGAUACAGUUAAAUUUAUAUUUUAAA